Molecule: messenger RNA, 851 nt
Organism: Ipomoea nil (Japanese morning glory)
Lineage: Eukaryota; Viridiplantae; Streptophyta; Magnoliopsida; Solanales; Convolvulaceae
Exons: 2
Coding region: 278-718 (146 amino acids)
Molecular function (GO): calcium ion binding
Source: RefSeq, a predicted model, not a curated record
GCUUGUGUAUACUAUGAUGUUUUUAUGCCGUUCAAUGUGAUUACGUGUUGUUCAAUGAUUUCAAAGAAUUCAAUAGAAGACAUUUUUCAUAUUAAACCAUAAUAUGGCAUAAAUACCAACUCAGUUUCUGUUGGUAACGGAGUUCAAUUAUCAGGUCUGCUUUUUGUUUGUUCGUUGAAAUUGGCUAUACUUGGCUUUGGAUUGAACUAGCUAAUUUCAUUUGGAAAGUUCUGGGACUUGUGUUUUUUUAGGACUGAGAAACCAGCAGUUCAUUUGAAUGUCUAUAAAAUGCCUGGAUGUAACUAAUAACCGCAAACAAGUUGAAUUGUUUCUUCUUGUCCAUAAAGGUGUAUUAAUGGGUGGCUUGAGAGUAACUUAUACGAGAGCUAGUUUGCUUUCGGAUUUCGCUUUCAUUAUAUUCAUCCAACAUUGUAUUGUCUUUGGACAGAAAUAUGAUCUCAAUCUCGAUGGAGAACUCAACCGCGAUGAGUUUGUGGCCUUCAUCUCACAAUUAACUAAAGACACCUUCAUCACAGUCAGUCAAGGACUGAUCAUCACUCUGGCUGUGGCGCCCACGCUAGCUCUGCUGACAAAGAGGACGACAGAAGGAGUACCUGUUGUCGGGAAGGUGGUGGAGAAGUUGCCCAGUUCCAUCUAUGCCUCCCUCGUCACCCUGACCAUCGUGCUCGUCCAGCAAGCUGCCGAGGCAAAGCAGUAAAAGGUUUCUCUGCAUUGUAAAUAAAUAUUGCUAGUUUGCUACAUAGUUUCUUUUCAAUAACAUGCCAGUAGACUUGACUGUACAUGAACUUAAACACAGCUAUUCUGGCUUUGAGAUGGAAGGUUUCUGGUUA